Miscanthus lutarioriparius is the source of this 1062-nucleotide messenger RNA. Lineage: Eukaryota; Viridiplantae; Streptophyta; Magnoliopsida; Poales; Poaceae. The record is from the annotation of a GenBank genome assembly.
AUGGCGCUCGAAGCUGUGGUGUUCCCGAAGGAGCUCCUUGCGUGCACGGUCAAGGCGCGCCCGGCGUCACUGGGAUGCGGCUUCCAUACUGAGGAGCUCGAGGACAAGGGCGGCGUGGUUCUGCAAGGAGAGGCCGCCGAUGCGCUGCCGCCGCCCGGUUCCGGUUCCGGUUCCGGUGCGGCCACCACGUGGGAGUGGGACGCGGUGCUCUUCCCGUGCUCCACUGCACCUGGCGCAGUGGAGGAGUGCUGGGAUGUGCAGCACCAGCUCUCCGUGUCCCCGCCGCCGCCGGUGCCCUCCGCCAUCGCAGCGUCGUCGUCCUCGCGCGGCAAGGCUGCCGCGGCGUCGGCGGCGGCGCGGAGACGACGGCGACACCCGAAGGCGGUGAAGAACACGGAGGAGAUGGAGAGCCAGCGGCGCAACCACAUUGCCGUGGAGCGCAACCGGCGGCGGCAGAUGAACGAGUACCUCUCCGUGCUCCGCUCCGCCAUGCCGCCCUCCUACGCGCAGCGGGGUGACCAGGCGUCGAUCGUGGCUGGUGCCAUCAACUUCGUCAAGGAGCUGGAGCAGCUGCUGCAGUCGCUGGAGGCGCAGAAGCGGCGCCAGGGCGGGUGCACCGAGCCACCGCCACCUCCGGCGCCGUUCGCUGGCUUCUUCACGUUCCCUCAGUACUCCACCGCCGCGACGGGUGUGGUUGGCUCUAGUGACAGUGCUGGCUCCGGCGGUGAUCAGAGUGGCGGCGGCUGCGCGGGAACGGGAGCGCGGCGGGGCGUGGCCGACAUCGAGGUGGCCCUGGCAGAGAGCCACGCCAACGUGAAGGUGCUCGCGCCGCGGCGGCCGCGGCAGCUGCUGAGGAUGGUGGUGGCGCUGCAGUGCCUUGGCCUCACCGUGCUCCACCUCAACGUGACCACCACCGCCGAUCACCUGGCCUUCUACUCCCUCAGCCUCAAGAUGGAGGAUGAGUGCCGGCUGUCGUCGGUAGAUGACAUCGCCGCCGCGGUGAACGAGAUACUCGGCAAGAUCUCCGACGAGUGCGCCGCCAGUUACUUAUUAGCUGCUUAG